UGAUAUCUAUGCUCUCUAAUCCCCAACUAUAAUCCACAUUGACUUGUUUUCCCGGUUUUGGAACCCCAAAAUCAAAGCACCCUAUUAGAUAGCAGUGCCAAAUUGAUAGGGAAAGAAGACGCAAGCUCCAUCAGCAUUCCCACCCAUUUCAGGGCUGCUUUGAUUUUGGGGUUCCCAGUUUUGGGGUUCAGAUUUUAAAACAAAAUGGCGGCCAGACAGUAGGUUGCACGGCCCCCACUUUUAAAGAUAUGAGUGUGUUUCAUUCAGAGUUUGUCAUGUCUGUACAAUCAACAUGCUCUGUCUGCUGGCCACCUUCACACUAGAUUCCAGUUGCCAUUGUGUUUAACCAUCUACUACAUCUUAAUAUUCUUUCACACCAUUGCUGAUCCAUAUGCAGGUACCAGGGGGAUUAAUUCAGUACUUCAGAACUUGUCUACUGGCCACCUUCAAAGGUUAGGCCUUUGAAGCCAGUUGCCAUUGUUAUGUAGGGUUCAGAAGGUACCUGGAGAAAAAAUAUGCAAAAUCCGGAAUCAAACACGAGGUACUGUUAAAAGGGCAUGUAAGGCCUACAUUUUCCUACCCUGUAUAUAAGUUGGGCAUAUCUUCGGCACCCAAACUGCAUCAUUUGUACUGCACAUACCCCCUCUAUUUGCCAGCGCCAUCACAUUUUCCUAAAACAAAUAGCAGCUUUCACCUGGCGGCCAUUUUCCCUCUGAUACAUUAUCAUCUGAAAUAAGACAUGUAAUGCAGAAUGCAGGUUUACACAGGCACAACAUACUUUGAUAAAAAAAAAAAAAAAGUUCUGCUGGGUUUGAGCACUGUAAUUUCUGUGGGAACCAGUGAUGCUCUCUCUUCAUUGGCUGUUAGUCUGGAGGGUGUGUUAUGUAAUCUGAGCUGAAAGGAUCUGAGCAUGCUCUCUGAGCCAAGAGCCAAAGAAAAUUCCUGAGGGGGGGGCAGAGUAGUUUAAUGUAGUAGAAGGAUUUGUAGCUGAUUAAGGGGAUACUGCAGCCUUACUGUUAACCUUUUAACAACCAGAGUGGCAGUUAUCUAAAGAUUUCAGAGACGCUGUUCAUUGAUUACAUUUUUGUGAAAAGGGUUUGACAUGUCAUUUAAUACUGAAAUGGUGUUACUGAUUUUAACUUUAAAUUACAUAUUUAAAGAUAAAUAACCUUGUUAUAACCUUCUGCUUUCAGGUUCAAAAUGUUUCAAGGUGGCUGUAUUUUGUCAACCCAAACGAAGCUUCGGUUAGCUGCAUACACAACAUUGAGAGGAGCAUGCAGAAGAGCUUUAAAGAAAUUGGAGCUUCGGCAGCCAGCAAGGCGACAUUACGUAACUACAUCGGUGCAGUCAAGAAAUUUAUAAGUUACGUCACCUCAGAUCCUCAACUGUUGGAAGAGGAUUCAUCUCUGCGUGGGUCGAUUGAGUCAUUCUUGAAACGUAUGAUGGAGGUCCAGAGGACAACAUACAAGGAAAAAUCUGUGGGAAGAAAGGCGACAAAUCCAAAGGAGUGCCAGGAAGUUCUGACCAACGCACACCCAUAUUUUGUGGCAGUAAUUGAUCGGGCCAAUGUCAAGACUGAUUUAGAAGAGAGGGACAUGACAUUGGUGCUCUUCUACUUAGAGGCUCUCUUGACUUUGCAGCACCUACAGAAGCCAAGUGUCCUUCUGAACAUGACUGUUCAACAGUGGCUGGAAAGGACACGUUACCAGGGACACGCUACAGGCAGCGUAGCAGCUGUCAUAAAGGUGAAGGCUGAAAGAGAGCAUAUCGUAGUCCUUCAAGAAGCAGAAGAGAUGUGGUUUGACACCUUCUUCAGAAGAGUACGACCAAUUUUUAUCAAGAGAAGCUUGAAAGGAGAAAACUAAUAUUUUUUUGUCUCCAGUAAAGCAAAAAUCAAGAACCCAACAUCCGAUGUCCGCAGAUUUCAAGAAAGGUUUGAUGCUUGUUUGGCCAGCGGGCAGGAAACACUGGACAUUUUUACAAAAGUCAUCAGUGACAGCAACUUGAGGGACCAGGAUCUCAUUAAAAGAUAUCUGAAGGCAGAUUCAAGUCGGGAUGAGAGCAGCAUUAACGACUAUAUACGUGCUGCCAUCAGAGUGAGUGAGCUGCAGAGGACAUGGGUCGAACCCUCACACUCAAGGUAAGUUUAGCUAAUGGAGUGAGCAUCAUCAUUGGCAGUAGUCUGUCCGAAUUUCUCCCAAGCUUUCUGCUUUCAAGAAUUCCCUUAAAAUGCACUACCUUCACUAUUAACUACCCAAUGCAAUACCACAUACACUACCACAUCUCUCACCCACUUAACUCUAAUCUUGCCCUCUCCCACACCUUGUGUAUCAUUCCCUUCCCUUUAGAUUGUAAGCUCUUUCUGCACAGAGCCUAACUCACCUUCUGUACCAGUGUUUAUUGUGAUGUAUGCAACUCCCUAUUUAUUGUG
This is a messenger RNA of Xenopus laevis (African clawed frog), 2431 nucleotides long. RefSeq lists its product as uncharacterized. The record is from RefSeq and is a predicted model, not a curated record. NCBI's taxonomy places the organism in Eukaryota, Metazoa, Chordata, Amphibia, Anura, Pipidae.